This is a messenger RNA of Melampsora larici-populina 98AG31, 2067 nucleotides long. RefSeq lists its product as uncharacterized. Bases 136 to 1671 code for a protein of 511 amino acids. Lineage: Eukaryota; Fungi; Basidiomycota; Pucciniomycetes; Pucciniales; Melampsoraceae. The transcript has 8 exons. Gene Ontology annotation, molecular function: RNA binding; acetyltransferase activity. The record is from RefSeq and is a predicted model, not a curated record.
GAUCGAGUGAGGAUUAUGUAAUCAACCCAAGUUCAAUCCCUUUGAAUUCAAAAACUUUCAAUUUUCAACUUCAACUUGACCUAAAAACCAAAAAACCAAAAAAGUUCUCUCAAAAGGAAAUCAACCAGAACCAUCAUGUCAAGUAAAUAUACUAUUGCUGGUUCUAUCAGUACUCCUCAAUCAGAUUCAUUAACCGAAAAAGAAAAAAUGUUAUCAGGUCAACCAUAUUUAGCAGUCAGUGAUGUUCAAUUAGUUAAAGAUAGAUUACGUGCCCGAAAUCUUUUACAACGUUAUAAUCAAUUUCCAUGGUCAUCAAAUGAAGUAGAUGAUCCUGAACCCGAUUACUUUGGACCAGAUGAAAGAAGAGUUUAUUUGGCUGAAUUGUUUGGAAUCCAAUUAGAUGAUAUUAAAAAUAAACCUAUUGAGAUCGAACCUCCGUUUUAUUGUGAUUAUGGUACUAAUAUCACUUUCAAAGGUCCUUUUUACUCAAACUUCAAUUGUCACAUUUUGGAUUGUGCGGCUGUCACUUUCGGUAGUCGAGUGAUUGUAGGACCCAAUGUUCAAAUAUAUGCCGGUACUCACUCUACCGACGUAGCUGAACGUAAACAAGGCUUAGAGAGAGCUUAUCCUGUGACUGUAGGAGAUGACGUGUGGAUCGGUGGUGGUGCUAUCAUACUAGGACCCUGCACGAUCGGUAAUGGUACAACAAUUGCCGCUGGAGCAGUGGUCAGAGGUCAUGUGCCAGCAAACGUGUUGAUGGGAGGAAUCCCAGCUAGGAUCUUAAAGCGAUUAGAAUCUAAACCGAAAGAUCGAUCGAAUCCGAAUUUUUCUCAACCAAAACAAUCUAGACCUAGUCGUCCAUCUUCUCGUAAUUCUAAACGAGGUGGUGGACCACCUACCGAUCGAGCUCAAAGUCCAACAGCCACUCAUUCUUCCGAGGAAGAACCGAUUGAUCCGACUACUGAGUGUUUCUUGGCUAAUAUCCCCACUCGUCUACGUCCAGUCGAACUUAAGGCUGCUUUAAGAGAAUAUGGAGCCUUACGUAGACUUACACUUGAUCGAGCUCGUCAUAUUGGAUUUGCACGUUUUAUGGAACCAGCUAGUGCAGAUGCAGCACUCGAAGCUGGUCGUGGACCGGAUGGGUUUAUUGUGAAUUUAGAAGAUGGUACAGAAGUGGUGAUUGGAAUUGAAAGAAGAAGAAGUGGAGAAGAACAAAGAUCGUUUAAUCCAGAAUUGAUUACGAAUCCGAGAUGUUAUAUUCGAACGACGUUGAAUCAUCAAGAAUUAUCAGAUGUGAAGGCUACGAUCGAACAUGAGUUUGGACCAUUGAAACAUUGGUUUGUGAGACGAGAUGAGACAGGAACAGAAGAGAGAACAGAAGUCGAACUUGAAUUUGAACAUUUGAAUGGAGCUAGAGAAGCGAUUAAGGCUAGUAGAUCAGGUGAAGGAGGACUCGGAUUAGAAUUAGCUAGUGGCAUUAGGGUCAGAGUGGAAUCUAAACGAACGUUUGGUGGACCAUUGAGAGGAGGAACAGGAGCAGGAAGAGGUGGAUAUAUGAGAGGAAGCUUUAGAGGAAGGUUUAAUAGCAGAGGUAACGGAUUUGGAGGUGGUCGAGGUGGGUUUGUUAGAGGUGGAUUUAGGAAAAGAGGAAUGUAUAGUGGAGCUGAAUAAAAAAAAAAUUAAAUUUGUGAAAAGGAAAAAGUUGAAAGAAAAACUAUGAAAAAAGUUUAGAAUUCAAAGAAAAAGUUUAGAAAUUUUUUUAAAAAAAAACCAAAUCAAAUCAAAGAAGAAGAAAACCAAAAAGCGUUUGAUGAUGAAAGGGUUUUUUUAUAUAUUUUAUUAUUGUGUUGUUUCUGUUUAAAAGUAAUUAGAUAAAAUUGAAUGAGUUUUUGAUGUGGAAACAAAAAGAGAAUGAGAAAGAGAGAGAAAAAAAGUUGUGUGUGUGUGAUUUUAAUGUUGAUGUUGAUUGGGUGUUGUGGUUUUGGUUUUUGGUUUUGGUUUGAUUCUUGAUGAUUUCAAUUUGGAAUUGAAUGCUUUUAUAAAAAAAGAAAAAGGGUUUUCUGUGAU